GGGGGUGGCAGAAUGAAGGAGGUGAUUGUUUGGCAGGAGGGAAACGUAAAAAGGACAGGAAGAUGAGGAGGAAGCUCACUCAGAUUCAGAUGAAGAUCACAAGCAACAGAAUGACGAAUCCCACGGGGGAUCUUCCUUUGCCCCUCCUGAUCAUCUGUCUGGUUUCCAUCAAUCCUCUGCCAACAGUGUCUGGAGUCACAGGGAAACCUCCGGACCUCUCAGAGUAUGACGUGUAUGAGGACACAGUCACCCCCUCUGGACUGGUCCCAGUGUCCCAACAGGUCAUCCAGCGGUGUGACUACGACCCCUGUCGUGAGGAUCAGACCCCCUGCCUCACCCUAUCAGCUGCCACUGGCUGUUCGUGCCCAGGAUUCACUCUGGACAGCGAUAUUCCAGAAGCUCCCAAACUAAAAUCAGUGUCCUACAACGGAUCAGGAGUAGUGGUCCGUUGGUGUGCUCCGUAUUCCCAGGUCACGACUUACGUCGUGGCAGUUGAAGGUCGUGAAGACGAGCUGGUUCUAGAGGAGACCCGGAGGAGUGGUAUAGUACAAGACAUGGACCAUAGAGCCAAAGUGUGUGUGUUUGCUGUGAACAGUGCCGGGAAGAGUGACGGGUCCUGUAUGAUGUACCGGCCCGUUGAUAACUGGCUGCCUCUGACAUCAGGGCUCAUCGGGGGGGCCGUGGGCCUCCUGCUUCUCCUUUUGCUGGUCGGCCUGCUGUGGAGGCGCAGGAGACAAAAGGAUAUGGAGACCAGAAAUGUGUGAACCGCAAAGACGCUGAGACAAGGAAAGACUCCAUUAAGGGUCCAUCAAGUCUUUAUUUAAAUCGGACUCUUCUGUCCCUUUAAAAAAUGUAAAGACAACAUUUAAUGCAAAACUCAUCUUUUGCAUCCUUUAGUGCUGCCAUGUGGGUCUCUACUGCCACUAUAAACUGUCCAAACAUGAAAACAUCCAUCCAUAAGUUUCCUGUCAGUGUUUGGUUGUCGGAAAUAUGUGCCUAAAACAAGCCGUUUCAAAAAGUCCCUAUUUGGGGUGUCACAAACGGGAACAUUUGUAAAAACAAAACAAAAAAAAACAUCUUUCAUGUGCAAGAUAGAGCUGCUGCUGGAAGAUCAGAGGAUCCACUCUGAGCCCUUCUUGGGAAUCUCAGCUUCUCAACUUAUUGACUCUUAGCACGUGACGUCACGCUGCUCAUGGAACCGCCCCUUUGCCAUGAUAGAUGGCAGAAGGACCGUUAUGUACUGGUUUACACUCGUUGAAACUCCUGGGACGCCAGUCAAAACAAGACAUUUCGUAGCCUUAUGCUGCUUUUAUUUAGUUGAUUUCACAGUAACAUGGUAAUAGUUUGCUGCGCGGUUGGCUGAGCUCACAGACAAGGACGUAAAUUCAACUCGUCUUGUUUUGAAUAACUGUGAUGGAGACAAAAGACAGUUGAGCUGCAGCGGUAACAGACUAGCAGCCCUGAAAGUAUUUACGUAUUUACAGCCAACACAUGGAAGAUGUGCUGUACCGUCCGCUGUAGUGAAAUGCAAGCUAAUUAUUUAUCAUAAUAUUGUUCCAGUGUAGGAUUAAGUGUGUGUUUAAUUACAUUAUUUAUUUAGCAUCAUGAGAUAUCUUGUCCCAUCCUGGUGUGUGAGCUGCAUCUGUCAACACAUUCUCAUACCCAAAGCAUCGAAAAAUUACAACGGGUGACCAAGUGUUGGUUUCCGACCAACAGGCGACGCGCUGUGCCAGAGCGUCGGUUUCAGACGCCUGCAGUAAAACGCACAUUUAACCAACAUUUAACCU
Nothobranchius furzeri (turquoise killifish) is the source of this 1787-nucleotide messenger RNA. RefSeq names its product leucine-rich repeat neuronal protein 4. The record is from RefSeq and is a predicted model, not a curated record. Gene Ontology annotation, molecular function: protein binding. Lineage: Eukaryota; Metazoa; Chordata; Actinopteri; Cyprinodontiformes; Nothobranchiidae.